UAUCUAUUUUUAGGUCAUAAUAAAUGUACAAAUAAGUUCCGUUUCUAUGCUCUAAUAAUGCUGUGGAAUAUUUCAAUUUGUGUAACAUUUACUGAAAUUAUUGAUUCAACAAAAUGGAUAAAAACAGAAGAAAUAUUCUUGGCAAUAUAUAAGGACUUCAUCUUCUUGAAUGAGUAAGAAAGAAUGCAGUUUAUCACAGAGCAAAAUGUCGUUUUAAUUUUCUUGAUUGGCCUUCAUAUGAACAGUUGUUAUGGAUUCUAUUCAAUUAAUUUACAGUUUGCGUCUCAUUAUUGUGACGAAUACGUCAGACGACUAACGGAGAGCACAUUUUAUAAAUUAUCAUGGCAUGGACAAACUUCUCCAAAACUAUGUGAUUUUAGUUUUACUGGUGGAGAGAGUAGUGAGCAUAGAUCGUAUACAGUAUGUUUUGAGUCAUUGGUAUUUGAUUUACCAUAUUCAAUGGGUAAUGUUGAGCUGCAAGUAAAAAAUUAUACAGGGAGUAAAUCAAAAUGGUAUUAUACGAGAGACGACAUAUCUAUAGAGAAAACCUGUGUAAAGCAGGCGUACAUGUUAACCAUAACCAUUAUGUUACCAAAUAGAUAUAUAGAACCACUACCAAAGACCUACCUCGUCAUCAAAGUCACAGCAUUUCGUUUUAGAGAUAAAAAGAUUACACCAACCAGCAGCAACAUAGGUAUAACUGUUGUUUCUGUUGUAAUCUUUAUUGUUUGUGCAUUUGGUAUGUUUUUCUGCAUCAAGUCUGGCCGAGGACCUAGAAGAGGAGUAGAAAGCAUUGGUGGUGGUAUUGCUUGUAUUGGCGAGGCUGUAUGUAAUUGUUUCAAAUGUGAAUGUUUUGACUGUACAGCAAAUUUACCCUCAUGUGACUGUGAUUGUGAAAAUAUAUGUAAGCCAUGUGGGGAGUGUUGUACUGCAUGGGCGGGUUGCUGUACAACUUUAAUUUUAAGUGUGAGAGGCGAGAGUCAUGAAGAUCCAUCUUUGGAAACAACAGGAAUGAAUCCAAUACCACAAGAGCCAGAACAGACUCACACGUCGACUUUAAUGCCGGAGCCUUCCGUACCACCACCGGAUUACAAUACAUUACAAGGAGAUUCAUUAACGCCUCCUCCAAGUUAUGAAACCGCUAUACGUUAUACACCUCCAUCAGCACCUCCGACCAAUCAAUGAUGACGACACAUACGUACUACAUGAACCCAUUCUUCAAAAUUAUUAUCUUUGAUAGUUACCAAUGACCCAAAGAAUAUCCAAUAGUAAUGUCGUAUUAACGUCUCAAGAUGCUGGAUAAGCUAUCCAAAUUAAAGCAUUUUCGUAUCACGUUUUCGUAUCACACUCCGUGCAGUGUGAUACGAGAAAUAUUUCUUCAUGCAAAAAAUAGAUAACAGGCAACAAUCAUAGGAGAAUCUCAAAUAUCCUAUUCCAGAGAGACAGGAAUGUACAUGUAUAUAUUUUCGAAUCUCUUAUAACUUCAAGCCGAUGAUAUAAAUGCGAUCAAUAAGAGUACACUUCUGGUUGAAUCUGAAGAAAACUAUUAAAUAAAAGGAAUAAACAAGUUGACAAGUAGGAUACGAGUAUGGCGCUAAACGGAAAGUCGGUUAAGUGUAAAACAACAUUGCACCACAGUAAUGACACAACACAAAACAUAGAAAUUCAAUUAUAUUGCUGAAAUCGCUUUAAAAAACAUUUUACAAAUUGUAAAGAUUUUGGUCUGUGUUUUAAUUGUCUCUCCCUACAAUAUGAACAUAAGUCAGGUAAGACAGACCACGUAUUGUUCAUUUGUCUUUGGUUGUAUGUAUGUUUUUUCCAGAGGACUUGGAUGUUGGUGGCUGAUAUAGUUUGUUGUAGUAUUCGGUAUUUUUAGCGAUUUCUAUUAUCCAAUUAUAUGUAUUAAAUUUUGCACAUCCAUUGACAGGACUUCUGCAGGUGAAAUAAAUAUUUCCCUUUUGAACAAUAACCGUUAUGUUUUUUCAAUAGUGUAUGGAAAAUAAGUUCUUAUUCGCCACAAAAGUAAUGCAGGGCAUGCUUUGAUUUUUGUCGAGUCUGCGACUUUUGUCGCGGAAAGCUCGACAUAGGGAUAGUGAUCCGGCGGCGGCGGCGGCGUUAGCUAACUUCUUAAAAGCUUUAUAUUUUAGAAGGGGGAAGACCUGGAUGCUUCAUACUUUGUAUAUAGAUGCCUUAUGUUACGAAGUUUCCAUCUGUCACAUGUCCAUGGCCAUUGUUCUUGACCUCAUUUUCAUGGUUCAGUGACUACUUGAAAACAAAGUUCAGAUUUUUUGUAAUGUUAAUUUCUCUCUUAUUAUGAGUAAUAGGAUAACUAUAUUUGGUAUGUGCGUACCCUGCAAGGUCCUCAUGCCCGUCAGACAAUCUGUUUUCACUUGACCUCGACCUCCUUUCAUGGAUCAGUGAACAAGGUUAAGUUUUGGUGGUCAAGUCCAUAUCUCAGAUACUAGAAGCAAUAGGUCUAGCAUAUUCGGUGUAUGGAAGGACUGUAAGAUGUAAAUGUCCAACUGGCAGGUGUCAUCUGACCUUGACCUCAUUUUCAUGGUUCAGUGGUUAUUGUUAAGUUUUUGUGUUUUGGUCUGUUUUUCUUAUACUGUAUGCAAUAGGUCUACUAUAUUUGGUGUAUGGAAUUAUUGUAUAGUGUACAUGUCUAACUGGCAGGUGUCUUCUGACCUUGACCUCAUAUUCAUGGUUCAGUGGUCAAAGUUAAGUUUUUGAGUUUUGGUCUUUUUUUCUAAUACUAUAUGCAAUAGGUCAACUAUAUUUGGUGUAUGGAAAUAUUUUAUGAUGUACAUGUCAGUCUUACAGGCUUUAUUUGACCUUGACCUCAUUUUCACGGUUCAUUGCUCAGUGUUAAGUUUUUUGUGUUUUGGUCUGUUUUUCUAAUACUAUAAGCAAUAGGUCAACUAUAUUUGUUGUAUGGAAGGAUUGCAAGCUGUACAUGUCUGCCUGGCAUGGUUCAUCUGACCUUGACCUCAUUUUCAUGGUUCAUUGGUCCAUGUUUAGUUUUCUUGGUUAAGUCUGUAUCUAAGAAACUAUGAGCAAUAGGUCAAAUAUAUUUAGUGUAUUGAAUGAUUGUAACGUGUACAUGUUUUUCUUGUUUGGUUAAUAUGACAUUGACCUCAUUUUCUUGGAUCAUGUUAAGUUUAUGUGAUAGUUGUAGUAAAGCUUUAUAUUUAGGAUUAUCAACAUAAUAUCAAUGUUUAGUAAAGAAGGCGAGACAUUUCAGCGUGUGCACUUUUGUUUUCUAUGAAAUAUCUUUUCGUACAUCCUUUUUAGUACCAUCAAAUUAUAAAGAAAAAGAAAAUUUAAUCAGGACUUAAAGUAUUAAUUAUUGCAAUAUCUACAUGUAGUCUCUAAUUGUUUGUUUCUUGUAUUUAAUGUAUGUUAUCUUACAAUUCUAGUAAAUUUGUUUACAGAUA
Messenger RNA from Mytilus californianus (California mussel), 3437 nucleotides. RefSeq lists its product as uncharacterized. The record is from RefSeq and is a predicted model, not a curated record. The transcript has 6 exons. Bases 184 to 1185 code for a protein of 333 amino acids. Lineage: Eukaryota; Metazoa; Mollusca; Bivalvia; Mytilida; Mytilidae.